Branchiostoma belcheri (Belcher's lancelet) is the source of this 1772-nucleotide messenger RNA. Its product is annotated as leucine-rich repeats and immunoglobulin-like domains protein 3. The transcript has a single exon. The record is from RefSeq and is a predicted model, not a curated record. Gene Ontology annotation, molecular function: protein binding. Lineage: Eukaryota; Metazoa; Chordata; Leptocardii; Amphioxiformes; Branchiostomatidae. The annotation marks the transcript as partial.
AUGUCAGGAUUCAAGGAUUUCAAGUCACUUGCUUGUGCCAUUCCACCCACUACCUUGUCGCUUAAACUCACUGAAACAGCAUCAACCGAUCUUUCUGUUUAUUUGGGCCCAGGUGAUACCCUACAAAACAUUCGCUUUUUAGACAUUCGUGGGCCGAACCUGACGAGACUGGCAACAUCGGGUCUGGUGAGGUUCAAACACUUAGAGCGGUUGCAAAUUCGCCAGACAUCAUUGAGCUAUUUAGCUCGUGGUGGGUUCAUUGGUUUGAGUAAUGUGUUUCACUUAAACGCAUCAUCUAAUCAUAUUUCCUCAAUUCAUCGUGGAGCUUUUCAGGGCCUGGUUCGCACCUCUAGGCUUUACCUUUCAUACAACAAACUGGAGAAGGUUGAGCAACAUUAUUUCGAAAAAUUGCCAAUGUUGCUAAUGCUGGACCUGUCUUACAACAAGAUAGAGAUCAUCAAGAAAGGCGCUUUUCAAAACAGGUCUUUGAGCGUACUUUGUCUGAGGGGUAACAAAUUGAAGAGGGUGGAAAGUGAGUGGUUCUUCGGCACAAGACGCAUGACCAGGUUAGCUCUAGAUGAAAAUAUGAUAACCGUUAUGGAGUCAGAAGUCUUUCGUAGUCUUGAGGGCUUAUCUGUAUUAGACUUGAAAGAAAACCCGUUGACGGUUCUGUGGGAGUCUUGGCUACGAGGAUUGAAAGGAAAACUGUUGCUGUUUUGGGAAGGAACUAAACUACGCUGUACCUGUGCAAAUCGUUGGUUCGCAACCCGUGGCAGGACUUACUUUUCUCUAAUCCCAUCUAGUUUACCCUGCUACUACCCACUGGAGAUGGUGGGCGAAGACAUCUUCUCUAUUCCCACAAAUGACUUGCCAUGCCCCUCACCAGUGGUGAAGAUUACGCAGGACAUUGAUGAUCAUGAUUUACAGUUUCGGUGCCAGGCGACGUGGGAAGAAGAAGAGAGCAGUGUCUUCUGGGUCCUACCAGAUAACACUACUAUUGUGUUGCCGGAUUUAGGUGAGGAUGAGCGAAACGCCAACCUGACAUCUCAGCACUUCAACAUUUCAUUCCAACACGACAUAAGUGCUUGUGGAUGGACAUGGGAGACGCCGUCCCGUGUAACUACAAAUUGCUUACACAAUCAGACAGCUCCAACCUAUGCGGUCAGGGCGGUGUCUAUAUUAGUUGUAGCUGGAGCAGUUGCCGGACAGUGGCAAGGGAGAUCUAUCCGAUGCGGUGUAAAGUCGUCCACUGGCACUCUCGAAGCUGGAAUGCUUCUCCCAGACAAUUUCAGUGCCCCGCAUGUGUUACACAAGCUGGUCACAUCUGAGAGAAGUAGCACAAGUACGCCCACUCAUUCAACAGUCGUCAACACCAAAGCCCACACACACCCCAUCAUAGUAUUUCUUCCUACGAGAGUUCAGACAUAUCUGAAUCUAAACUGGUACCUUUUUGUUCCCUUGUGUAUCGUACCGAUUCUUGUCCUCUUCGUAGUCUGUAUUGCUCUACGGAAUAAACAGAAUGUCUACAGGGAGGAACACGCGAUGGACGAAUUGCGAAGUAACAACCAACCGGACAAUGCCCCCCAAAAUCAGGCUGAAGUAGCUACCACGGAUGGCACUUCUAUUGACCCAUAUUACUCAACGAUAAAGGAUGAAGACGCCAACGAAACUGUUAGCCCGUACGGGAUAGCCAAGGCAGGUGCCCAGUACGGCCGUGGGAAGAAAAGGUCGCGUAGUGUUAGAGAGAAUACUGUCGCCGGUCCGAAAUCCAG